GCAUAUGUAGGCACGUUAUAUUGCACUGUGACAGAUUUCGCAAUUUAUUCUAACCAGCAAAAUGCUACGUUUGACAGUGAACAUAAUUAUUUCCUGUGUUCUUCUUACUGACAUUAGAGGGCAGCAAAUGUUGGGCACCGGCAAGUGGACGGUGUUGAGCACGCAGCAGUGCGCGAGGGACGCAGACAUGCCGUGGACCCUGCGUGUGCGCAGACACAAGUUCAACCGCACGCACGACGCGUUUGAUGUUUACCUCGAUUUGAAGGACAACCUCGAUAACUCUUCUGCCAUACGUUUAGACAUUUGCAAGGUGGUGGACGGAGGCUGCAAACCCUAUAUGGUCAUGGCUGAUGAUUGCUUGCCCAAUUUUGUAAAAAAAUACGCACAAGAAAAUGUCAAGUUGGUCCUCGAAAGCGCCGGGAUGGAUCCACCAGAUUUUCCUAUUCAAAAAGGCUCGUUAAACUUAAAAGACUACGUCAUGAACAUGGAAGAUAUGGAAGAUAAGGAUGGUGUAUACGGCACGUUUGAGGUGGAAGCCUUCGCAAUAAAGGGCGGGGAAGAAAAGACCUGCGCGAAAGUCGUCGUAAAAUAUGAGCCGAAAGAAGACUAUGGGUCAAUGGGACGUUAGGCAUAAAAUCAUAAAAGCUCCGUUCUGGGCUAUAACCGCGAAAAUCGAAGUUCGCAAAUUGCGGGCAUCUUUCUCUGUCACUCUUAUUACGCCUUCAUUGGAGUAAAAGAGAAAGAUCCCCGCAAUUUGCGAAUUUCGGUUUUUGCGGUAUAAGCCUUCUGUCACCGGACGGGACGGGUGAAGAAAACGGUCGGAGAAUGCAACCGACGCAUAUCCAAUUUGUCGAAAUUUAUUCGCCUUACUUAAGUACUUGAUUUUAUUUUUCUCAAUGUGAGGUCACGGAUCCAAUUCAAUAUACAGUGUGGAAAGAUAAGUUGGACCCUGGAAGGAAACUACCUUAAAUCCUUAAGCUGGCUCAUUUUACUUAAAGGAGACAUUCCUUUAUUUUUAAAAAGAAACAAAACUAUAUUCAAUGAUUUUCUAAAACUCGCUUGCCUCGCCUGGGACUCGAACCGACUAAAAAUUCAAAAAAAACUCGCAAUUUUAUUCUACUAGUCGAUACAGUUAAUGAUAACAUUUCUCCAAGAAACAUUAGGUCUUACACUCGUCUGUCGUACAAAAUAUCCAUAAAAUCUAAUAUUUAGUACUCAAGAUUUUUUUAGACAAGCCAAUAUGAAGAAAAAAAGGAAAAUACUUUGAAUGCCGUUUUGUUUCUUUUUAAAAAUGAAGGAAUGUCUCCUUUAAGUAAAAUGAGCUAGCUUAAGGAUUUAAAGUAGUUUCCCUCCAGGGCCCGACUUAUCUUUCCACCCUGUAUAUUCAAAACAUUUUGUGGUACACACAGUAUAUAAACCAUAUUUUAUAAAAAAAACUGUUUCAUUUUUC
Molecule: messenger RNA, 1450 nt
Organism: Cydia fagiglandana
Lineage: Eukaryota; Metazoa; Arthropoda; Insecta; Lepidoptera; Tortricidae
Exons: 4
Coding region: 62-628 (188 amino acids)
Source: RefSeq, a predicted model, not a curated record